Messenger RNA from Mytilus trossulus (common blue mussel), 2159 nucleotides. RefSeq lists its product as uncharacterized. Bases 727 to 1974 code for a protein of 415 amino acids. The record is from RefSeq and is a predicted model, not a curated record. The transcript is spliced from 10 exons. Lineage: Eukaryota; Metazoa; Mollusca; Bivalvia; Mytilida; Mytilidae.
UGUCGAAGGAAAAACUCAAAAUAUAGUUUUUUUAUCUCUGUUUUUAUAACUUUGUAUAGAUUUAUGAAUAUUUUUCUUCAUUUUCUUUUUCUGUGCUUUGUCUGGAAUAUCAUAUAUUUUUCGUUUGUGUUAUGGAAAUAUGAAGGAUAGAUAGUCGUGUUGAAAUAUCAUCUUGUAACAUUACAACAAAGAUACUAAUUGUAGAACGUUUUCAAACGUUGAACGUUUCCAAUUUAAAGGAUAUUAUUGUCAUUUUUAUAUUAUUGUUCAAAUACGGUUUGUUUCAACGAUAAGGAGGAUCACUAUGCACCAAUUUACAUUUGGUUCAUGUAGUCAAGAUAUUCAAUUCAUAUAUAUUGAUCCCAAAUAUUAAUUAUGAUGACAUACUUACAUAGCCCAUGUUUCAUUCCUUGCAAUCAGAGAGAAAAGCAUUUAUUGUUAAAUGAACAGGAUAUUACAGAAAGAGGUAAAUAUCAAAUUACUAAUUUCACUUUUUUGAAGUUAUAGAUAAACCAACAAAUUUCUACGUAAUUUAUCAUUUGGUUUGAACAAUUGUUGAAAAGAAAUGUUUUCCCGUUUCUAGGUAAACAAAUAAUAAGAAUUCGGUGAACUUAACUGUAGACAAUAUUUUGACUACCAGAAAUUCAGAUUUUAUGUUUAGCUGCGGAAUACAGGUAAAACAUUCAACUUUGUUUUUCAAAAACGUUUAUAAAACAGAAAGUACAAAUGUUCUUGCGAGAAAUACUUUUUAGCCUUGUGAUGACAUACUUUAAAGUUGUUUACAUAAAUGGCACUAUAAUACACAUUGAAAAUGGUACUUCUACGAAGAUUGUUUGUGGGACUGAUGAAUAUCUCCGUAUUUUCAAGAAUGUAACUGUAUGUACCGGGACACCACAGUCCGUCUACAGAACUUGUGAAGGUCUCCAAGAGUGUAUUGUAAACAAUUCAUGUGAACAUAGCAUACAUUUUAAAUUUCAGUGUACAGUUGCUAGGUGGGAAGCUAUAUACAAAUCCAGUACAUCUGGUCAAGGCAUAUUCAAUAUGUCAGACAGUGGUAUUAUGAAACCCGAAGGAAUUCCUAUCCGUAAUGUUCAAGAAUAUACAACACACUCCUGGAGGAACUGGAAACGUAAUCAUGUUUACCUGGUAAAUGUGACAUUCUUCAGACAGGAGAAGGUAAAGCAGGUCUAUGUUUUUCGAAAAAGUGCGUCCAAGUUUGCCACAUUUCACUCAGAUAAACUGCUACGUGAAUCUCGUCGAGGAUUACCAAUGCAGAAUAACACGAGUUACCGUAAUUGGUGUGUUUUAUCCAACAUGUUAAUAGUAGCCGCACCGAGCAAUGGACAGAAUGUUAUUUUUUGUGUAAAAGUAAUUGGAACCUCAGGUUUAUCCUUUAUCAGUCAAGACGAUCUGGGAAAUGUUAAGUCGAAUAUAUUUCCAGAUUCAGUUGUCGUGUCUUUUCUGACUAAAAGAAAUCCACACAGUACUCCUACCAAAGACCCCAUAACAAAUCUAUGUACCAGAUUGAAUCCUCAAUCAGAACAGUUCUACACUAAUGUGACUAUUUGGAAAGGGCUCGAAGCAAAAUAUGUUUGUACCUGUGAUUGUAAAGAUACGUCAGCAACUGUGAACAAAAGCAUCAAUGAAUCUCAGUUAAGGUUACCUUGUGACUGUUUGUGCGACGUACAUUCGGUUGUGUUUCCAACCAUUGGUUCGCCAGACUUGAAUAAGAUUAUAUUUGAUUUAAAAAAAUCUUUAUCUAUUCAUAAAUAUUCUUUAACAGCUUACCAUAGAAGUAAGACGAGCAUCUCUGAUCAAAGACCAGAAGCUGUAGUUAUGGGGUCAUUUGCUGUGAUGAUACUGAUCUUCUGUGUGUUACUAGUGUUUCUCUUAGAUAUUGGUAAAUGGAGAAAUGAGAAACGUGGGAAGAAAAGAAAGACGAAAAGGGUUAAUAGAUGUGAUAAAAAGUUCUGAGUGUAGUUCAUUAUUAAUAACAACAUCGAUUUAUUUGUGUCUGUAUCGCGUAUUUAACAAAGUAUAAGUAAGAGCCAGAUUAUGACGUCUUCAUUCCAUCUCGAUUCCUCCAUUAUUUAAUAAACAUUUGUUUGAUUUACAAUCAUUUAAACCUUUGCUAUUCAAUAAAAUCCUAUCUAAAUCAA